ACACGAAUUUCUCAAAUUGAAAAUGAUUGCAACAAAAACUUGUCCUGAUCUCCUCUUUAUGCUUAAGGUCGCCACCCAUAUACUUAUUUAAUGGCUAAUGAAUUGUUAAUACGGCAGAGUAGUCCUGGUCCCAAACAUACUCCCAGUCCUCUUCUAAGGAGAGUGCCGUCGUGGAAGAAAUUACUUUAUUUGAAACAAUCAUAUCCAGAUAAUUACACUGAUAAAUCAUUCUUAUCUCAAUUGAAGAGAAACACUACGGUGGCUAAAUAUUCUUAUUUCAAUCUAGUUGAUGAUUUCUGCUUGAUUCUAUUAUACAUAUCUAGUUUAUUAUUGGUGGUGUUAAUGUUCUCAGGUAUUUAUCUUCACCGAUGGAAUUCAAUUUUACCAACUAUUGUUAGCAGUAUAUUUUCUAUACUUGGGUUUGGUAUAGUUCAAAUAUAUGAUAAGUCAGUUAAACCAUCCACUAGGCCAUCUCAAUCUAGUGAAUUGAAUUUGAAAUCGUUUAUUCUUAUCAUAUUUAUCUUAUUGAUUCUUUCACCCAUAUUAAAGUCAUUAACUAAAUCAGCCGCAUCAGAUUCUGCUUGGGCUCUUUCAUUUGCAUUAUGUUUAUGUAAUACCAUAUUCCACGACUAUUCAAUGAAUUCAUCUUUCAUUCAUGGUAAACAAUCCCAACAGAUAUUUUCUCAAUAUAAACCAAUAUUAUCUACCAAUAUUUCCUUAUCUAAUGCUAUUGUAUUAGCAUCUAGAUUAACUUCUACAUCUCAGGUUUUCUUCUUCAUCUUAUUUGCAGUUCAGAUUAAUAUACUACUUCCUUUAUUGGACUUCAACAUUCGAAGACUAAAAUUACACAUCUUACAUUAUUCAUUGUUAUUUGUAUUAUUCAAUUUAGUUAAUUAUUUAAUCUUUACAUUACUAGGGUCAAAAAUUCUUAUAUAUUGGUUUAUCUGUGUUUUCUUCAUUGUGUUUGGAAUGCCAUCAUACUUUUUAUUCCUUCAAAGAUAUAAAAAUGAAUUACAAGGUCCAUGGGAUAUGCAUAAACCUAUUAUCAAUAAAAAUUAGACUAUAAAUAUUUUAAUAUUUUGUAUAACAUUAAUAUAUAUCCUUUUUCAUUAAUGGUACUAACUAAGUCCCUUUAAAUAUAGAAAAAGUUCCUAAAAAUAUAGUCAAUUAGUUAGCUCGCUAUAUAUCGCAUACAAACACAAUAGCAUUUCAUAAAACUUACUCUAUAAUCUUGUAUCUCCCCAGUAUAUUAAUUGCAAUUGUAAUUGUAAUUGCUAUUUAAAAAUUUAUAUCUGAUUUUCAUGGUCGUGUGGAUUUACAAAAUAUUAUUUCGAAUUAUUUGACUGAAUAAAAAACAUAUCAGAGAGCUAUCUGAUUAUAAAGGGUUAGUUGAUUCAAUUAAUCAUUCCAUACAUCAUC
Scheffersomyces coipomensis is the source of this 1419-nucleotide messenger RNA. RefSeq names its product phosphatidylinositol N-acetylglucosaminyltransferase (gene GPI2). The record is from RefSeq and is a predicted model, not a curated record. Gene Ontology annotation, cellular component: glycosylphosphatidylinositol-N-acetylglucosaminyltransferase (GPI-GnT) complex; membrane. The transcript has a single exon. Lineage: Eukaryota; Fungi; Ascomycota; Pichiomycetes; Serinales; Debaryomycetaceae. Bases 91 to 1059 code for a protein of 322 amino acids. Gene Ontology annotation, biological process: GPI anchor biosynthetic process.